Molecule: messenger RNA, 1116 nt
Organism: Adineta ricciae
Lineage: Eukaryota; Metazoa; Rotifera; Eurotatoria; Adinetida; Adinetidae
Source: the annotation of a GenBank genome assembly
AUGUCACAACGUUACGUUUGGACAAGCCCAAACGUACGCGACAAGCAACCAAACGAAAAACAACACCGUACUCAUCAUCAAGCAAGUCCGGUUCCAUUGGACCAAGAUCCUACAAAACCGACGGUUCUUUCAAAAUCACCUGAAAUAGGACAUCUUUCACCUACACUCACGAUAUUAAGCCAAUCAAUACAAUCCGAUCUAAGUAUGGAAACACUACUUGAUGUAAACAACCCAUUCUAUUUCUUGCAAGGUCACAAAGAAAUUGUUGAAUCGGAUUCUGACUUAAAUCAUCCAAUGGAAGUAAUUCGAAACCAAUCAACUCAUUCGCUGCUCAAUCGAUCAACAUCGGACGAAAUGACAACUGACACAACAGCAAAUAUAACAACUAAUGAUAGAAUACACGUUCAACAAAAGAAUAUCGGUAAGACAAGGAUCUCUUAUCUUAUUGGUUACCAUAAGAACGACUCAGUUCCGUUUUUACUUCUCCUUUGUUCCAUUAAAGAACCAGAUUCCAAUCGAACAAAUACACUCUUACGGAUUCAUAACCAACAACCUACUUCCGAACAACAAACAGCAAUUACAGCAUAUUUCCCACCAUCUGAGCAACAAUUUCAACGGAUAAUUGAUCUUGACGAACAUGCUACGAAUUUCCAGAUCCGAUCCAAGGUUAUUUUGCUUAACAACAUUCGACAGUUUGGUUUGAAUAAAGUUAUCGAUGGAAUUUUAUGCGAUACAUCUGGAGAAAUUAAAUUUGUAGCGUUCAACGACGAAGCCGAACGACUGAUCGCAAGUGUGAAAGUGAAUGAAAAAAUAAUACUUCAAAAUGGAGAAAUUGCAGUAGCAAAUCCACGAUAUCGAACUCCGUUUUCACGAUUUGAAAUUCGAAUAUGUCCAUCCACCGUUUAUCGACCGUAUCAUUCAAACUCCUUCAAUCCCUCAAUUCAACUCAAUAAAAAAUCUCUGCAUGAUGCUAGUCAAAUGGCACACGGUGCAUUACUCGAUGUGGAAGGUAUGGUCAUAUUAGAUCGUGGUUUGAUCGUUUCUACAGGUCAUGACGCUGGUACAAAUCGUAUUAUCCGAAAAGUUUCAAAGUCGCUGACGACACCUCUACAAUGA